UUGUGGAUGACAACAGGUUGUUGGCUCUCUCUUUCACUUGUGUUUUCUAGAAGUGUACGCUCAGGCCAUCUUGCGGCAGUCACAGCUUUGAGUACAUCCAUUCCCAGUCUGUGAUGCCUAACCAACCGGAAGCGCGGAUUGAUUCCUCCAUGGCCAACAAGGGCGGAUAGAAAAAAGGAAGAAAUCAGACGAGUCCUUAUUAAAUAAUAAGCCAUUAAGCAUCGACCGGAAUUUGUCAAUAGGAAGAGGAAAGCGUUCUAAUCUUAAACUGAGUGAUUCUCCGCUGGAAGAAGGGAUUAUUCUGAGGAAUAUGGGAUCUACCUCCAGGGUCUUUACCUGCUGGGCACCGUAAUGGUGCUACCUAUCCCAGCUGAGCCCUUCGCUUCCCUCUGAAGGAGCAGGAUGACAAGAUGGCACAGCUGCUUAUACCGCCCGGACCUGACAGCUUCCGCCCCUUCGUCCCCGAGUCGCUGGCCGCCAUUGAAAGGCGCAUCGCCGAGGAGGAGGCCCGGAGACCACGGGUGGAGCGCCGCAGUGACAGCGACGAUGAAAAUGGGCCCAAGCCCAACAGCGAUGUGGAGGCGGGGAAAUCUCUCCCCUUCAUUUAUGGGGACAUCCCCCCCGGCCUGGUCUCCACCCCUCUGGAGGACAUUGACCCCUACUAUAGCAAUCAGAAGACCUUCAUAGUAUUGAAUCGUGGGAAGGCAAUCUUCCGUUUCAAUGCCACUCCUGCUUUGUACAUCCUAAGUCCCUUCAAUCCUCUGAGGAGGAUAGCUAUUAAAGUUUUAGUGCACUCGAUGUUCAGCAUAUUGAUCAUGUUCACGAUCCUGACCAACUGUGCUUUCAUGACCCUCAGUAAUCCCCCGGAUUGGGCCAAGAAUGUAGAGUACACAUUUACGGGGAUUUACACCUUUGAGUCCCUUAUAAAGAUCCUGGCCAGGGGCUUCUGUGUGGGGAAGUUCACUUUCUUGCGAGACCCAUGGAACUGGCUGGACUUCAGUGUUAUCCUCAUGGCAUAUGUCACAGAGUUUGUGGACGUGGGCAAUGUCUCAGCACUGCGAACCUUCAGGGUUCUGCGAGCCCUGAAAACUAUAUCAGUCAUCCCAGGUUUGAAGACCAUUGUUGGUGCACUGAUCCAGUCAGUGAAAAAGCUGUCAGAUGUGAUGAUCCUCACCGUGUUCUGUCUCAGUGUCUUUGCCCUUAUCGGCCUCCAGCUCUUCAUGGGCAACCUGAGGCAGAAGUGCGUGCGCAUUCCUUUGGGCAGCAACACAACUUUGAACAACACACAUGAAAGCAACAACACACUGGUGAAGAACGUCACAUUCCUGGAGAACAUCACAAAAAACUCCCUCGACUGGAUAGAGUACAUCAACGAUGAGAGAAAUUACUAUUACCUCCCUGGCCGUAGGGAUGCUCUGCUCUGUGGAAAUGGCAGUGGUGCUGGGGUCUGCCCAGAGGGCUUUUCAUGUAUAAAAGCAGGUCGCAAUCCAGACUACGGCUACACCAGCUUUGACACCUUCAGCUGGGCCUUCCUUUCCUUGUUCCGCCUCAUGACCCAGGACUACUGGGAAAACCUCUACCAGCAGACUUUGCGUGCAGCAGGGAAGCCCUACAUGAUCUUCUUUGUGCUGGUGAUCUUCCUGGGAUCUUUUUACCUGGUCAACCUGAUCUUGGCUGUGGUAGCCAUGGCUUAUGACGAGCAAAACCAGGCCACCAUCGAGGAGGCCCAGCAGAAAGAGGAGGAGUUCCAGGCUAUGCUGGAGCAGCUGAAGAGACAGCAGGAGGAGGCACAGGUUGCCGCGGCAGCAGCCACAGAGAGCGGCGAAUACAGCGGGAGAGGAGGCCCUACCUCCGAGUCCUCCUCAGGGACAUCUAAGCUCAGCUCGAAAAGCGCCAAAGAGCGACGCAACAGGCGGAAGAAGAGGAAGCAGAGGGAGGAAGAGGAGGAGAGGGGGUGCCGUGACAAGUUCCACAAAUCUGAGUCUGAGGACAGCAUCAAGAGGUCCAGCUUCCGCUUCUCUAUUGAUGCCAACAGGCUUUCUUAUGAGAAGAGAUGCUCUUCACCCAACCAGUCUCUUCUCAGUAUCCGUGGCUCAAUCUUCUCACCUCGGAGGAACAGCCGCGCCAGCCUUUUCAGCUUCCGUGGCCGUGCACGAGACAUGGGCUCCGAGAACGACUUUGCGGAUGAUGAGCACAGCACCUUUGAGGAGAGCGACAGUCGCCGGGGUUCCUUGUUCUUGCCCCGCCGCCUCGAGCGCCGGUGCAGUGCUGUUAGCCAGACCAGCCUCGGAGCACCUCGGAUAAUGCUGCCCGCCAAUGGCAAGAUGCACUGCGCAGUAGACUGCAACGGUGUGGUGUCACUGGUUGGUGGAACUUCUGUAACAACCUCUCCUGUAGGUCUCCUGCUGCCUGAGGGGACAACUACAGAUACUGAGCUUAAGAAACGGCGGUCGGGUUUCCACCAGCCAUCUAUGGAUUAUUUAAAUGAACCAGGUGGCCGACAGAGAGCCAUGAGUGUGGCCAGUAUCCUCACCAACACCAUGGAAGAACUUGAAGAGUCGAGACAAAAAUGCCCUCCUUGCUGGUAUAGAUUUGCCAACACCUGCCUGAUCUGGGAUUGUUGUCCUGCAUGGCUGAAAAUCAAAGAGAUUGUCAGCAUGGUGGUCAUGGAUCCAUUUGUGGAUCUAGCAAUCACAAUUUGCAUAGUCCUCAACACACUUUUCAUGGCCAUGGAGCAUUACCCCAUGACGAAAGAAUUUGAUAAUGUCCUCUCUGUGGGAAACCUGGUGUUUACGGGCAUCUUCACAGCAGAGAUGUGCUUUAAGAUUAUCGCUCUGGAUCCCUACUAUUACUUCCAGGAGGGCUGGAACAUCUUUGAUGGCAUUAUUGUUAGUCUCAGCCUGAUGGAGCUUGGCUUGGCUAACGUUGAAGGGCUGUCUGUACUCAGGUCCUUCAGAUUGCUGAGAGUCUUCAAACUAGCCAAGUCUUGGCCCACUUUGAACAUGCUCAUCAAGAUCAUCGGUAACUCUGUGGGUGCUCUGGGAAAUUUGACUCUGGUGCUGGCCAUCAUCGUGUUCAUCUUCGCUGUGGUGGGCAUGCAGCUGUUUGGCAAAAACUACAAGGAGUGUGUGUGUAAGAUUUCAGAGGACUGCACGUUGCCCCGCUGGCACAUGCACGAUUUCUUCCACUCCUUCCUUAUCGUGUUCCGGGUGCUGUGCGGAGAGUGGAUAGAGACCAUGUGGGACUGCAUGGAGGUGGCAGGACAGACUAUGUGUCUUAUCGUCUUCAUGAUGGUCAUGGUCAUUGGAAACCUGGUGGUUCUAAAUCUCUUCCUGGCUCUCCUACUGAGUUCAUUCAGUGCCGACAACCUGGCAGCAACCGAUGAGGACAGCGAGAUGAACAACCUGCAAAUUGCUGUGGGCAGGAUCCAGCGGGGCAUCGCAUUUGUCAAAAACUCAAUGCGGCAGUUCCUCCAGAGCUUGUGCUUUGGCAGAGGCGGAAAGGGCUCUGGUCUAGCUGAGGAAAGCAAACCCCUGGAUGAACUGCACAGCAAUGGCAAGGGCAACUGCAUUUCCAAUCACACAACAGUGGAAAUCACCAAAGACCCCAGUGGGGUGUACAUGAGGGAGGGCAACGGACGACCAGGAGGGCUGGUGGUUGGGGUCAGUGUAGGAGGGGACAGUACGGGAAAAUACCCAGUUGAGGACUGUGACUACAUGUCAUUUAUUCAUAACCCCAGUCUGACAGUCACGGUGCCUAUUGCUGUGGGCGAGUCAGACUUUGAGAACCUAAACACAGAAGAUUUCAGUAGCGACUCAUCUGACGUGGAGGGCAGCAAAGAGAAGCUCGACGCAGAGCCCCAGCCACUGAGCUCAUCGGAGGGGAGCACAGUCGAUAUCCGCCCCCCCGGAGAUGGGGUUGAUUCAGUGGAGCUGGAACCAGAGGAGUCACUGGACCCAGAAGCCUGCUUUACAGAGGGCUGUGUGCGCAGGUUCCAGUGCUGCCAGAUCAGUGAGGAGGGAGACAAGUUUAAGAGCUGGUGGACACUCAGGAAGACCUGCUUUAUCAUAGUAGAGCACAACUGGUUUGAAUCCUUCAUCAUAUUCAUGAUUCUGCUGAGCAGUGGAGCACUGGCGUUUGAGGACAUUUACAUCGAGCAGCGGCGGACCAUCAAAACCGUGCUAGAGUACGCAGACAAGGUCUUCACUUACGUCUUCAUCCUUGAAAUGCUGUUAAAGUGGGUGGCAUAUGGCUUUGUCAAGUACUUCACCAAUGCCUGGUGCUGGCUGGACUUCUUAAUUGUAGACGUGUCCUUGGUCAGCCUGGUAGCAAAUGCUCUGGGCUACUCUGAGCUUAGCGCCAUCAAAUCUCUGAGGACACUGCGAGCUCUACGGCCCCUGAGGGCCCUGUCUCGGUUUGAGGGCAUGAGGGUUGUGGUGAAUGCAUUGCUGGGAGCCAUCCCCUCCAUCAUGAAUGUGCUGCUGGUCUGCCUCAUAUUUUGGCUCAUCUUCAGCAUCAUGGGUGUCAACCUGUUUGCGGGCAAGUACUACCACUGCGUCAAUGCCACCACGGAUGAGCCCUUCCCUAUCGAAGUCGUCAACAACAAGUCUGACUGCCUGAGCUUGAAUGACAGUGCCCGCUGGAAGAAUGUUAAAAUCAACUUUGACAAUGUGGGAGCCGGCUAUCUGGCUCUGUUGCAAGUGGCAACAUUUAAGGGUUGGAUGGACAUCAUGUAUGCAGCUGUGGACUCUCGUAAUUUGGAAGAACAGCCUGAUUACGAAGUAAACUUGUACAUGUACCUCUAUUUCGUCAUCUUCAUCAUCUUUGGCUCCUUCUUCACACUCAACCUUUUCAUUGGUGUCAUCAUCGACAACUUCAAUCAGCAGAAGAAAAAGUUGGGAGGUCAGGACAUCUUCAUGACUGAAGAGCAGAAGAAAUACUACAACGCCAUGAAGAAGCUGGGGUCCAAGAAGCCGCAGAAACCUAUACCUCGACCAACAAAUGCAUUUCAAGGCUGCGUCUUCGACUUCAUCACAAAGCAGGCCUUUGACAUCGUGAUCAUGAUCCUCAUCUGCCUUAACAUGGUGACCAUGAUGGUAGAGACGGAUGACCAGACGAAAGAGAUGGACCGAAUCCUGUACUGGAUUAAUCUGGUCUUCAUUGUGCUCUUCACUGGGGAGUGUGUGCUCAAGAUGAUUUCACUGCGUCACUAUUACUUCACCAUUGGCUGGAAUAUUUUUGACUUUGUGGUGGUGAUCCUUUCGAUUGUAGGCAUGUUUUUAUCUGAAGUUAUCGAGAAGUACUUUGUGUCCCCAACACUGUUCCGAGUGAUCCGAUUGGCCAGGAUAGGCCGAAUCCUCCGCCUUAUCAAAGGUGCCAAGGGCAUCCGGACGCUUCUCUUUGCCUUGAUGAUGUCACUCCCUGCCCUGUUCAACAUUGGCCUCCUCCUCUUUCUUGUUAUGUUUAUCUAUGCCAUUUUUGGCAUGUCCAACUUUGCUUAUGUCAAGCGGGAGGCAGGAAUCGAUGACAUGUUCAAUUUCGAGACCUUUGGGAACAGUAUGAUCUGUUUGUUUCAGAUUACCACCUCAGCUGGGUGGGAUGGCCUGCUGGCACCCAUACUUAACAAGAGGGAGCCUGACUGUGAGAGCCAGCUGGAGCACCCAGGCAACUCCUACAAAGGCAAUUGCGGCAAUCCAUCAGUAGGCAUCUUCUUCUUUGUCAGCUACAUCAUCAUCUGCUUUCUCAUUGUGGUCAACAUGUACAUUGCUGUCAUCCUGGAAAACUUUAGUGUGGCCACCGAGGAAAGCGCCGAGCCAUUGAGCGAGGAUGACUUUGAGAUGUUCUAUGAAGUGUGGGAGCGCUUUGAUCCUGAUGCUACGCAGUUUGUGGAGUACAGCAAACUCUCUGACUUUGCAGAUGCUCUGGAUCCACCUCUACGCAUACCCAAGCCUAACAUGAUUCAGCUCAUCUCCAUGGACCUGCCCAUGGUGAGCGGUGAGCGCAUCCACUGCCUCGACAUUCUGUUUGCCUUCACUAAAAGAGUUUUGGGUGAAGGCGGUGAAAUGGACAUGUUGCGCGGACAGAUGGAGGACCGCUUUAUGGCCUCCAACCCCUCUAAGGUGUCUUACGAGCCCAUCACCACCACCUUGCGCCGCAAACAGGAGGAAAUGUCUGCCAUAAUCAUCCAGAGAGCCUUCCGGCGCUACAUGAUCCGCCUGGCCAUGAAGAAGGCCUCAGCCCUCUACAAGGAGCAGUUGAAGGAGGGCAUCCACGACCCUGACAAGGAUGUGAUGGUCAUCAGCAAGUUCAAUGAGAACUCCACGUCAGAGAAAAUGGACAUGACCCCCUCCACAGCCUCCCCGCCAUCAUAUAACAGUGUGACAAAGUCAGAUAAGGACAAAUACGAAAAAGAAAAUAGGGAAAGAGAAAAUAAAGCAAAAGACUUGAAAGACCGAAAGAAAUAGACUUCUUAAAAAGGAACAAAAAAAGAAUGCAUUGGAGACAUGAGGGAACUUUGUUUAAAGCUUAUAUAUAUAUAUAGGGGAUAUAUAGAUUCACAUUUGUGUUGAUUGUUCCAACAUGAGGAGUCUGUGCCACGUAGGCAUCGAAUGGGAAUGUGGUUAUGUCAAUAUAUGGGGGAAUACGAAAACAAACUAUCCAGCAGACACUGCCAGAGUUUGAGUGGGAAACAGAACAGCCUCUCUGCAAAAUGCUUGUGAUUUUCCUAUUGGUUGUUGUUACUGACACACUUGAGUGUACUGUUAAGUUUUCUGUAGCUAGUGCUGCUGCUACUACUAUAAAUCCAGUGUCUUGAAUUUAACAAUCGCUGUAUCACUUAACAAUUACUCCACAUUCUUCUGUGAAUUUUCCUUUUUGAGUUGCAAGGUUUCGUUUUUUAAUGCGAAAGAAUGUUUUCUACUUUGUUUUGUUUCAUUAUCGUGAGAAUGUGUCCACUGCUUUCAAUGUUGUAAAAUCACCAAGGGCAGACUAAGUCAAUGCUGGAAAAUACAACAACCACCUGAAACUCGUACAGUGCAGGGUCAAUGCCAGAAUGCUCUUGGUUCAUACAGUAUACAAAGCUGAAAUAACGAACACGCCACUUAAGUGCAAUGAACAAAUGCAUUGCAUUCACUGAUGUACUAUGACUGAUUGUUGAAAUCUGUAUUGUACUUGUUUCAGUAGAAAUUGCGUCUCCAAAUACAGAGAAGCUGAAUGUAUGCAAGCAAAGGAAUGAGACGAAUUAAAGGAAACUUGUUCUUUGGGAAACACUCUUGAUCGCUCUUUUAUAGAGAGUUUGAUGACAAAAUUGCUACCACUCCCAUUUCUGUCUGUUUAGUAUCAAGCUAAAGGAUUGUUAGCUGAACUGAGCAUGAAGGUCAGACUCGGGCUACACAAAUUCACUUAUGGAAUUGAUAAAGUCUUUAUUGGUAAAUUUAACUAUAGUCCCAUCAAGCCAGAGCACAGCCACUGCAAAAAGGUUCCAGAUGAUGAUGCAGACACCAUCAGUUAUUCUCACUCAUGAGGUUAUGACUGCUGUGGUUUAAACAAGUGUGCCUGUCUAGUUUGUGCUAAUCGGCAUUUUGGGUACAACUGUAUUCGAGGUGGUGUGCAUUAGUCUUGGAUUGGCGCUGUAAUAAUAAUGAAAUGACACUGGUUGGGAACACAGAAAAUUAUUUGUUUUAUUUGGUCGUAUAUUAUUUUAAUGCAACAUUAACAUUGUUUUAGGUGUCUUUUGUCCAAGACAUUGGAUUACUAGGGUUUAAUGGGCAGUCCAGUUCCUUGACCUCCAGUUUACCACUGGAAGUCAAGGAAAUAUAUUGACACAAUUAUGAAUGGUUACACAGCUGCCAAUGCCAAACCCAAUCAAAUAUGACAGUUUAUGUUAGCACAUAAAGCUAAUUAGCUUUUUUUUAACCCCCUUUUUUUAUGACGAAUACUAUAAUAUAGUUUUUAUAAUGGUUCAUGUUGGAUAAUGUUAAAGGCUUCUGGUAUAAUGUCAGUGUCAGGUUAGGAUUAAAAAUAUUCUAAAUGACUACAGUUGAAACCAUCCAUACCCUCGUGUUCACGAUGGGUGUCAUCUUAGUUUUGUGCAAACCUCUUCAUAUAAAGUGUUACUGGGCAUUGAUGACCUCCCUGAUUAGUCUUCAUGCUAAGUUAAGCACAGUUCAUUAGUUUUUGUUUUUACCUCUCCAUAACAUGACUUUAUUAGUAAAUGAUAAAGUUAAGUCCUGGUUUUAUCCCUUUUCCUUGAUUCUCUACACCUGUUAGUUCCUAUCUGCACACCUAUUCCUACUUACACGUUGAGAUGCUGGUUCAACCCCAUAUGUCGUUUCACUAGCUGGGCCCACAUCCUCAUUUUAGGUUUGGCAGCGUUUUUAGUAGGUAAAGGCGAAUGGCUUAAUUAAGAAUUGAGCUGCGGUUUGGGGAAGGCCUAGAUGGGGACUGGCGGCAGCUCCCAGGCCCCAUGAUCCCCAUGUGAAGAAGUGAAAGAAUUGGAAAAAAGGGUGGGGCACAAAAACGAGAAGGAACAGCUUGUAGAACUGGGGAGUCAUAAAUAGAUAAGACCCGAAAGGGGCGCGUUUGGAGGCGUGGUCCCGCUCCUGAAAUUCUGAUAAUUUAUCUCCAAAAUGCUAAUGUAGAGACUCGGGUUUGAAUCUGCCCCAGGCCAUUUGCUCCGCCUCUUCCUCUGCUCUCUUAUGGUCUGCACUGGCCUUCCAUAAUAAAGACUACAAAUCCCCCUAACAACCUUCCAUGGUUUAAAUAAGCUAAUUAGCUUCAAGCGUUACAUUUGGCUAAUGUACAGAUAUAAGAGUGGUAAUAAUCUUCUCACUGGCUCUGGCAGUGAAGCAAAUAAGCACAUUUCCCAAAACAUGUCUUUGAGAAUAACACUCAAACCUGCUCGUUCACCCACUGUCUCACAGCGCAGUGUCUUUCCAAUACGUUUGUCGUCCUCCCUUUAUCCUCCUUCCCACUUCCUCCCAGAACUCCUUACAUAAUGAAAUAUUCUGAAAAGAUCUUUCUAACUGCUGUCAAGCUAGAACAUUACAAUAUAUCACAUUAAGGGUUGGAUAUAAUAUCACAGAUGUUUGUAUGCCAUUCAUGUUUAAAUGAGCGUGUGAUUUAAUGUAGUGGUUUGGUUUGUAAAUAUUAUAGAUAUUUGGGCUCACAGUAUGCAUCACACAUUUGAUGUAUAAGAUGAAGCACUUUUUAUCCCCACUGCUAUGUAAUACCACGUGUGACGGUCACAUUUGUGUGUGCGAGACAAAGGGCGAGUGUGUCUGUAUAUUUGUAUGUGUAUAUCUAUGUAAGAAAGGGACUGCGUGAAUGUAGGCAUCUAUCUCUUUAUGUGAGCGAGUGUGUCUGUGUGCAUUAGGGUCUGCAGGUUGCUUAUAUUCUAUCGAUUAUAAAUAACAUUUUCACUGUAGAUAUGAGUGCAUUUUUCCAGUCUUUGAUGUUGACUUACAUUUUUCUAGAAGAGUUUUUUUUUUCAUUUUGCACUGUAACCUUUGACAAUAUAAAAGAUGGACGUAACUACUGUGACAUCAACUCAACUGUUUCCAAAGUUGUGAUUUCAAGCUUUGAGAUGAACGUUUUCACUGUUGCAGUCUUGGUUGCAAGAAAUUGGAUGUGAUGACAAAGGGGUGGGUCUGACUGUGAAACUGCUUGCUCAUUGGCUACUGACUUUUGACAAUUUAACCGAUGAGGUUUUUUGGAACAAGGUAUGAGCAAGUUUUGCAAAUUAAUUCAUUUUUAUUUACCCAAAUCGAGCGACUAAGAUAAUGAACUCAGCGGCAAAGUGUUUACAGAGCUCAAGAAAGAGCCCCUUCAUAGGACAGGAAGUGUUUUUUGCAACCACAGCUAUCAUCAUCUGGUGGCCUUCAGAUAGAAUGCAGGUUUUUAGGCACUUCCACAUUGGCUUCGUUUUUUCUGACCAGGAAGCUAUGUCCAUCUUUUUUAUUGUCUAUGACUGUAACACAUGAUGAAACACAUGUAUGGUCCCCAUAUCUGUAGAUACAAACCAUGAAGCAAUCAGUAGCCAUCUUUCAUUGCGCUUGUAGUGUUUUAGUGAACUGCAUGCAAGAAGUGACUACUGUCCGCUCAUAUGGUAAUAUAAUUUCAAGGCCAAAAGAAUAAAGGACAUAUUUUUUGUAAAUGCUUGUUCAUUUUCUCCACUUCAUUCCUUGCCUUUUCUUUCAGGGUCUAAAAGUUUGUUCAUUUGUGUGUGACAUCAGCUCUUUGAUCUGUGAUCUGAACCUGAAGUAUGAUUGCUUUACAGGUUAAUAGGAUCAUUCAUGUGAUUCAAGUACAUGUUACACCUGACUGUAUCGAUUUGCAAAAUGUGACAAGUGACUUUUUUUUGUUAUAACCAAAGAUGUGGCAACUAAAAAAGUA
This is a messenger RNA of Oreochromis aureus, 10392 nucleotides long. It is a transcript of the gene scn1lab, whose product is annotated as sodium channel, voltage-gated, type I like, alpha b. Gene Ontology annotation, cellular component: voltage-gated sodium channel complex; plasma membrane; axon. NCBI's taxonomy places the organism in Eukaryota, Metazoa, Chordata, Actinopteri, Cichliformes, Cichlidae. The transcript is spliced from 27 exons. Gene Ontology annotation, molecular function: voltage-gated sodium channel activity; protein binding. The record is from RefSeq and is a predicted model, not a curated record. Gene Ontology annotation, biological process: membrane depolarization during action potential; neuronal action potential; sodium ion transmembrane transport. The coding region runs from base 411 to 6464 and encodes 2017 amino acids.